This is a messenger RNA of Otolemur garnettii (small-eared galago), 819 nucleotides long. It is a transcript of the gene XCR1, whose product is annotated as X-C motif chemokine receptor 1. Gene Ontology annotation, molecular function: chemokine receptor activity. Gene Ontology annotation, cellular component: membrane. The annotation marks the transcript as partial. Gene Ontology annotation, biological process: chemotaxis; immune response; G protein-coupled receptor signaling pathway. Lineage: Eukaryota; Metazoa; Chordata; Mammalia; Primates; Galagidae. The record is from RefSeq and is a predicted model, not a curated record. The transcript has a single exon.
AUGGAGUCCUCCCGCCCCUCAGAGACCACCACCCCUUUCGACUAUGACCUUAAGAGUGCUCUGUGUGAGAACACGACUUUCCUCUUUGCCACCUUGACCACCACCAUCCUGUACUGCCUGGUGUUCCUCCUCAGCCUGGUGGGCAACAGCCUGGUGCUGUGGGUGCUGAUCAAGUACGAGAGCCUGGAGUCGCUGACCAACGUCUUCAUCCUCAACCUGUGUCUGUCUGACCUGGCAUUCUCCUCCUUGCUGCCCGUGUGGAUCGCGGGCUACUGGGGCUGGGCGCUGGAGGACUUCCCCUGCCAGCUCCUCAGUAUGGUCUUCUCCACCAGCCUCUACAGCAGCAUCUUCUUUCUGACCAUCAUGACGGUCCACCGCUACCUGUCCGUGGUGAGCCCGCUCUCCACGCUGCGCGUCCCCUCCCUCCGCUGCCGCGUGCUGGUGACCGUGUCUGUGUGGGUGACCAGCACCCUGUUCUCGGUGCUAGACGCCGUGUCCCACCAGGUGUGGCCUUGGGGCUGUGACUAUUCGGAACCCAAAUGGUUCCUGGCCUCGGUCUACCAGCACAACAUCUUCUUCCUGCUGUCGGUGGGCAUCAUCGUGUUCUGCUACGUGCAGAUUCUCAGGACCCUGUUCCGCUCGCGCUCCAGGCGGCGCCACCGCACGGUGCGGCUCAUCUUCACCAUCGUGGCGGCCUACUUCCUCAGCUGGGCGCCCUACAACCUCCUCCUGUUCCUGCAGACGCUGCAGCGCCUUGAGGUCAUCUGGAGCUGCCAGACCAUCCUGCAGCUGGAGUACGCCGUGCACAUCUGCCGCAAC